Messenger RNA from Miscanthus lutarioriparius, 597 nucleotides. Lineage: Eukaryota; Viridiplantae; Streptophyta; Magnoliopsida; Poales; Poaceae. The record is from the annotation of a GenBank genome assembly.
AUGGAUCCGCCCGUGGCUGCAGCCGUCGCUCGCGCAGCCCGCCUAGGCUCAGGCGGCCUCACAUGCCCCCUCAAGAGCUGCUGCCCAAAUCGCAGUGAUGCCUCCACGAAGCCACGUGACGAUGCUCCCCGCCCCACCUCUCCCAGACUACCAGAGAGGUGGAUCGGCGUGGAUUACGACCAGGUGCCAGAUGAUGCUAAGACUCCGACGGACAAGGACCUUGAAUCGGACGAAGCUGUACGGGCCUUGUAUGAGCGCUGGCGCAGGGCUUUCAACAAGAAACGCGACCAUGCCGAGAUGGUUUGUCGGUUCAAAAUAUUCAGAUAUAUUGCGGAGGAGGUGCACAGCCACAACACUUAUGUUCCUGAUGAUCCAGAGGAAGCAGCCAUCCACCUUCAGAAAAGAAGGGAGGCCGAAUUACUUCUUUCAAAAGGCGAAGAUGUACACUCACGCUUUGAUGACUGGCAUCUGCCACGAGAACUAGGUCCACUCUCCGAUGGGGGAGAUCCAUGUCUUCGUAUACGCGAUUAUGACAGGUAUAAGAUGAUCGAAGAGAUUGUAGCACGCCGUGCUGUCAAAGAUGUUGCGGUGGAGUAG